UCGGAUCGGCAAAGAGAGUCAAUGUCAACUUCCAGGACACCGACGGGUUCUCGGCUCUGCACCAUGCGGCGCUUAACGGCAACACAGAGCUCAUCUCGCUGCUGCUGGAGGCACAGGCUGCCGUGGACAUCAAGGACAACAAAGGCAUGCGGCCCCUGCACUAUGCAGCUUGGCAGGGCAAGAAGGAGCCCAUGAAAAUGGUGCUGAAGGCAGGUUCCUCUGUGAACAUCCCUUCGGACGAGGGCCAGAUCCCCCUGCACCUGGCGGCACAGCACGGCCACUACGACGUGUCGGAGAUGCUCCUGCAGCACCAGUCCAACCCCUGCAUCAUGGACAACUCGGGGAAGACGCCCCUGGACCUGGCGUGCGAGUUUGGCCGGGUCGGGGUGGUCCAACUGCUCCUGAACAGCAACAUGUGCGCGGCACUGCUGGAGCCCAAACCGGGGGACACCACCGACCCCAACGGCACCAGCCCCCUGCACCUGGCCGCCAAGAACGGCCACAUCGACAUCAUCCGGCUCCUGCUGCAGGCUGGCAUCGACAUCAACCGGCAGACCAAGGCGGGCACGGCGCUGCACGAGGCCGCGCUCUGCGGCAAAACCGACGUGGUGCGGCUGCUGCUGGAUAGCGGGAUCAACGCCCACGUCAGGAACACCUACAACCAGACGGCUCUGGACAUCGUCAACCAGUUCACCACCAGCCAGGCCAGCAAGGAGAUCAAGCAGAUGCUGCGGGACGCCUCUGCAGCUCUGCAGGUCCGGGCCAUCAAGGACUAUUGCAACAACUACGACCUGACCAGCCUCAACGUGAAAGCCGGGGAUGUCAUCACCGUGCUGGAGCAGCACGCGGACGGGCGCUGGAAGGGCUGCAUCCACGACAACCGCACCGGCAACGACCGCGUGGGAUACUUCCCCUCCAGCCUGGUGGAGGCCAUAAGCAAACGAACAGGUUCAUGGGAGACUGUAACAAUCCCCCAACACUUCCAAAAGAUCCCGCUCCCGGCUUACGGGGCUGCUGUGCUAAACGGUGACGCCUCGUCCCAUCCGUUCCAUUCCCUGCCUCCACCUCCACCUCCACCACCACAUUCCCAUCAGACUCUUUUCAGUUCCUUUGGCUAUCACAGGCUCUCCCCUAGCAGUGCCGACGAGCCGCGUUACGGACAAGGGUCCCGCGGGGCCGACAUGAGCCCGUCCCACCUGUCACCGUCGCAGGGCGGAUCGGCCGCGCCCCCCCCCACUGCCAGGGCGUGGUGCCCCCUCUCAGCGGGGCUCAGAGCCCUGACAGCCUCUCCUCUCCGUGCAGGUGGCGACCGCAGCAGCCUGGGCAGCACGGGCAGCGUGGCCUCUGCGCGCAGCUCGGGGAGCGGGCAGAGCGCGGGCAGCGGGGCGCACGCCCUGCACGCCGGCUCCGAAGGUGUCAAGGUAAGGCGAGCCCCGAGGCGGCCGUGCCAGCUGCUCUUGGCUGCAGUCCUGCAGCGUUUGCUGCCUGCCCUGACCUCACCCCCCGCCGAGCCCCAGCUGAAGAAAAUGGAACCACCAUCAGAGGGGAAGAGCUCGGAGGCCGUGUACCAGUGGCUCUGCAAGUUCCAGCUGCAGCUCUACGCGCCCAACUUCAUCAACGCCGGCUACGACAUCACCACCAUCAGCCGGAUGACGCCGGAGGACCUCACGGCCAUCGGGGUCACCAAGCCGGGGCACAGGAAGAAGAUCGCCUCCGAGAUCAACAACCUCAACAUCCCCGAGUGGCUGCCCGAGUACAAACCGGCCAACCUGGCCCUGUGGCUCUCCAUGAUCGGCCUGUCCCAGUACUACAAGGUGCUGGUGGAGAACGGCUAUGAGAACAUCGACUUCAUCACCGACAUCACCUGGGAGGACCUGCAGGAGAUCGGCAUCACCAAGCUGGGCCACCAGAAGAAGCUGAUGCUGGCGGUGAAGAAGCUGGCGGAGCUGCAGCGCGCCGAGCUGGGCAAGUACGAGCCGGGCACGCUGAAGAGGAAAGCGUCGGGACCGUGCCCAGAGGUGCUGACCAUCGAGUCCCCGCCGCCGGAGCCGCCCGAGUGCCAGUCGCCCAAGAUGAGCACGUUCCAGGACAGCGAGCUCAGCAGCGAGCUGCAGGUGGCCAUGACGGGCGAGGGCCCCGAGGAGCCCCCCGAGAAGGCGGCGAACUCCGCGGCCCCCGGUUACCGCUCGCCGCCGGGGCUGGGCGGCCGCGCCCGGCUCAUGAGCAGCUCGCAGGAGCUGCUGGGGGACGGCCCGCGGGGCCCCCCCCCCCCGCCCGCCCCGUCGCCAGCCCGGCAGCUGAGCCCCGCGGCCAAGCCCUCCAGCACGCCGCCCUCGCUCUGCUCCAGCCCCGCCAAGCCCCUGUCGCCCGGAGCGCAGCCCCAGCAGGUGCCCGUGAAGCCGCCCCGCUCCACCAUCGCCAGCCCGUCCGUGGACAGCGCCGGCCCCGAGCUGGCGCAGCAGAAGCUGGAGGAGACCAGCGCGUCCCUGGCCGCUGCACUGCAGGCUGUGGAGGAGAAGAUCAAGCAGGAGGACAGUCAGGCGGCAGACUCGGCCGUGGAGUCAAAGAGCACCGUGAGCAUCCUGGACGACAUCGGCAGCAUGUUCGACGACCUGGCAGACCAGCUGGAUGCCAUGCUGGAGUGAGGGGCGCCAGGGCCCCGAGAACCUCAGGGCUUACGUGGGCACAAGGGCACAACGAUCCACGACCCCCCGGCCCCGCCGCCCUCUCCCCGUCCCCUUUG
Ficedula albicollis (Collared flycatcher) is the source of this 2743-nucleotide messenger RNA. RefSeq names its product CASK interacting protein 1 (gene CASKIN1). The transcript is spliced from 19 exons. Gene Ontology annotation, molecular function: protein binding. Bases 147 to 2645 code for a protein of 832 amino acids. The record is from RefSeq and is a predicted model, not a curated record. Lineage: Eukaryota; Metazoa; Chordata; Aves; Passeriformes; Muscicapidae.